Prunus mume (Japanese apricot) is the source of this 432-nucleotide messenger RNA. NCBI's taxonomy places the organism in Eukaryota, Viridiplantae, Streptophyta, Magnoliopsida, Rosales, Rosaceae. The record is from RefSeq and is a predicted model, not a curated record.
AUGGUCAACUGUUUUGUUCUCUCCAAGCAGGAGAAAGUUUUGAGGGUUGUGAAGACAGAUGGGAAAGUUUUAGAAUUCAGGGCACCAACUUUUGUUAAGGACAUGUUGAUGAACUUUUCGGGCUCUGGUAUUAGUGUAUCAAAGCAAGCCUCAGAGCUUCUCCCUCCUAAUUACAAACUGAAGCUUGGGAAGGUUUACUAUAUGAUUCCUCUUCUGGGUUUUGUUGCAAGUGAUGCGAUCAGUGCAGGUAUUAUUUCAUCUGUGGAUGUUACAGAAAAGGACAGGGCUGCUACAAGAAGGAUUAAGAUCUUCAUAACAAAGCAACAGCUUCAAGAGCUAUUGACAAAGAAAAUAUCAGUGCAGGAGUUUCUUUCAGCUUCAGGGCUUGAACAGAAAUCAUCUUACCCCAACCAAGACCACCAGGAAUUAUAA